AUACGAUUGGGCAGUCAGAACAGCUGUUGUACUGCCACAUUCUGCGGUGUUUAUAAUCGGCUCUGGAAUAUUAUAAUUUAUUUGAUAAAAAAAAACAAGAGGAAUGGAUCGUUGGAUACAUCAAAGUCUGUCUGGACUCCUGGACUAUCCCGUCAGCGAGGAGAUGAUUCAGUACAUGAUGACAAUAGAGAACGAGAGGGACCUGGACGACUUCUUCAAGAACUUCUUGGAUCUCAAUAACUCGAAACACAAAAAUUUCAUUUUUGAACUGAAAAGGAAGAAAGCUCAAGAGAAUAAAUUCACAGGGUAUAGAAAAUCUAGUGACAUUGACAGCUGCUCCCAAAAAUCAAAAGACAAGAAAAAAUUGAAGUCGAAGGAGAAGGAAGUGGUGGAGGUACCUGAGACCUCGAAAUCGGAGAGGCCAGACAAGAAGAAGAAGUUCGUAAAUUUAUAUUCAGUCAAGGGUAACAAUAUUGCGGUUUUUUUAAAAGGUCGAGUGAAGUGUGAUUGCGAAGCAAAAACCCACAAACUCAUCAACAAUUGCUUGACAUGUGGGAGAAUAGUAUGCGAACAGGAGGGGGCGGGUCCCUGUUUUUUCUGUGGUGAAUUGGUGUGCACUCCGAAUCAACAGAAUGUCUUGUCAACGAAUUCCAAAAAUUCAGACAAUCUUUACAAUAAAUUAAUGGAGCAGAAACCGAGUAAAGCAGCCCUGAAGCAGAGAGAUAAACUCCUGGAGUUCGACAGGAACAGCGCGAAGAGAACUCGGGUAAUCGAUGAUGAGUCUGAUUAUUAUCAGUCCAGCAAUAGUGUAUGGUUGUCCAAGGAGGAGAGGGCGGAGAUGGAGAGGCGAGAGGCUGAGAUGAAAGAGAGAAAAUACGGAUCGAGAUUGGAGAAGAAAUUUACUGUUGAUAUUUUUGGGAGACAAGUCGUCGAGGAAGAGGAUGACUCCGAGGAAAUCUUCAAGAGACAGCUGGAGGCCCUGGAGACAAGUGGAGGAAUCGCCGAGAGAGCGCUGGAUCUGAUUUGUCCGACAUUCCAAUUUGAUCGACCAGUGUAUAUGGAAGGGGAUUUAUCUGUGAAUAUUCCCUUGAAUAAAAAUGAACCGAUGAUUCAUCGGGUCCAGGAUAAGCAGCUGCUGGAGAUGGUCGACGAAGGCCUCUGUCUGUCGAUGCAUCAACCUUACGCAUCGCUCUUGAUCUCUAGGAUAAAAAAACACGAAGGAAGGACAUGGUAUUCCUCACAUCGAGGGAGAUUAUGGAUUCAUGCCGCCUCCAAGACACCCUCCACCGAAGAAGUAUCAAGCCUUGAGCAUCGAUACAGAGUUCUCGUCAACCAGAAUAUCAAAUUUCCUAAGGAGUAUCCCACGAAAGUUCUUCUCGGUUAUGUUACGGUAGUUGAUGUUCUCCCUCAGGACGAGUAUCGGAAAAUUUAUCCUGAGGGGGAGUCAGACAGCCCUUACGUUUUUAUUUGUGAUGAUUUUUAUGAAUUGCCCAUUAAAUUUCCAAUGCCCGGCAAAAUGAAAAUUUAUAAAUUGGAUAAGAAAAUUCAUCAGGCAGCUCUCAAGUGCGCCGAACGUUUUUCCAAGGUAAAUAAAGAAUAAUUACUUCAUAGUGCAUGAGAAAAAUUGCGGGAGCAUUGGAUUUUCAAUUUGAAAUUAAUG
Molecule: messenger RNA, 1660 nt
Organism: Fopius arisanus
Lineage: Eukaryota; Metazoa; Arthropoda; Insecta; Hymenoptera; Braconidae
Product: activating signal cointegrator 1
Exons: 4
Coding region: 104-1600 (498 amino acids)
Biological process (GO): positive regulation of DNA-templated transcription
Cellular component (GO): nucleus
Molecular function (GO): zinc ion binding; transcription coactivator activity
Source: RefSeq, a predicted model, not a curated record